UUCUCCUGAACCCCGAAAUCCCCCAUUCGCCGUUCGAAUCACCCAUUCCCCAGUCCCCUCUCCGCCGCCCGGUGUUCUCCGGUCGCCGGCCGCCACCCCAACGCGGCGGCGAGAUCGAGGGGCACGCAGCCGCAGCCGUAUGGCAGCCGCUGAUCCCUUCGUAGCCGCGUCAUCGCCAAGGCGCCUCCUCCCCCGAACCCUCGGCCCCGCCGCGUCUGCCGGGACCGCCGCCGCGUCCCCCUCCACGGCCCGCGGGUCGCUGCUCGACGGCGUCUACCGGCCCCUGAAAGGGUCCAAGGAACUAGUCGAGCAGGUUAGAAUGGCUAUGAAGGAGCGCGGGGACGCAGGCAAGCUCGAUCACAGCGAUGGAGCGGAGGUGGCUGCUGUGGCGAAUGGCAAGAAUAACCAGUUGGGGAGAAGGCCUGCGGUGGACCGCAAGAGGUUUCGGUUCAAUGCCAAGCCCCCCAGAGACAACCCGGUGCAAAACGUGGACUUCUCAGAGUUACUGAACAUUGAGGAUCCAGAUGAAUACUUUGCAACCCUGGAUCAGCUCGAAAAAGCUGACAAGGAGAUUAAAAGGUUAAGAGGUGAGGUUCCUACUGAAGCAACAUAUAAUGACCGAGCUAUUGAACUACCUAAGAAGCGACCUGGGCUUUUGAGGCGAAAAUCAGUCCAUUCUUACAAGUUCAGUGCUAGUGUCGAUACACCAGAUGCCAUUGAAACAUCUUCUUCCCAAACAGAAACUAUAACAGAAUAUGAGUUCGCCCAAGUUGAUGUGCAUGCUUCAGCUCCUAAAAUGCCAAAAGAGCCUGUGUCUUCAAGAUCUAGCCAACAUGCUAUACCAGAUACCUCUGUGAGAAAAGAUUCAUUUGUUGGGAAGGACAACAUUUUCACCUUGAAUUAUUUACUCUCCGCAUUCAAAGAUCUGGAUGAAACUGGUGGAGAAAACCUACUCCGGGAGACUCUACAGAUUAAAGAAAUAAGCACAGGAAAAGUUUGUCUCCCCGAUUUCAAUGUUCCAGGUGAUAUACCUCCUACUGUACAUACAAAUUCCAUGAAUUGUGAUAUGUUAGAAAGAACUGUGCCGGGAAGCAGCCUUGCUCGAAUUUCACAAUUGGAGAAGCGAGUUUUUGUGGAAGAUGCACGGGAAGAUAAACACACAGAUCUUUCAAAAGAUGAUGAAUCUGAUUGGUCUCCAGAAAGUCUGCUGUGUAAACGAUCACCUAUGCGACGUUCUUCUGAUACAGUCGUUUUGCCAAUUAAUGAGGGCUUUACUGCAAUCAAAACCCCGAGUCCGAGCAUCAAAUCUCCAGAGCAUGUGCUUGAGCCUGAACCAAACCCUCCAGAAGGUGUAGCAACUGGAAGGCCAAUGGGAAGUUCCCCAAUUGGUGUCAACAGAGACAGUGAAUCUGUCAAAGAAAGGGGUACAUCUUGCAGGCAUAGUGUUUUGUUGGAGGAAGAUGAUAUGCCAAUAGAUUGCACGGUUUCUUCUCAUCAUUUGGAAAGUGUCUCAACUGAAGUGCUGUCAAACACUCCAAGUAGAAAUGUACCCCCAUUGAAUCAUGGAGAUGGAAAUUCUGAACAUCAGGAAAUGGUUGGAGGUGAUGUGGCCCAAGACAACCCAAUCCAUACAUCGGAAAUACCUCCAGAAGAUACUUAUCCACAGAAUCAAUCUGAAAUACAUCGGGGAAACAUUGAGAAACUGGCAAUUGAUACAAGGAAUUCGCUCUCCCCAAGCGAAGGCAAGGAACAGAGAGGAAAGAAAAAGAAGCAGCCAUCAAAGAGAGGAAAGAGAGUGGGAGACAAUACAACCCAUACAUUGGACAUACCUCCAGAAGAUACUUAUCCACACAAUCAAUCUGAAAUACAUCGUGGAAACACUGAGAAACUUGCAGUAGAUACAAGCAAUGUACUCUCCUCAAGUGAAGGCAAGGAACGAGGAAAAAGAAAGCAGCAACCAUCAAAAAGAGUGGCAGGUGAGGCAGGUGAUUUGGAAAUACCCGCACCAAAUUUUGAACCAGAGAAUCAACCUGAUGUACUGGACACAGAUGUUGAGCAACAGCCAGCUUGUAUAAGCCAUUCACCAUCACCGAGUAAUGGUAAGAGGCAAAAUGAAGUUCGAAAGAGAAAUAAGAAGCAAGAUUUGAACAGAAGAAAAAGCUUGGCAGAUGCCGGCCUUACUUGGCAAUCCGGUGUCAGACGAAGCACAAGAAUACGCUCAGAACCUUUGAAGCAUUGGCUGGGUGAAAGAUUUGUAUAUGGGCGUAUACAUGGCACAAUGGCCACGGUCAUCGGUGUUAAAUCAUUUUCUCCUAGUCAGGAAGGAAAAGGUCCAAUGAGGAUUAAAUCCUUCGUUCCAGAACAGUACUCGGAUUUGUUAGCUAGAUCCUCAAAGUACUGAGUUUCCUGCACCAGGCAAGUCACCAUCCCUUUUCUUUUUGGUGGACAAGUUGCAUUUCUUGAAGUGGCUCUGGCGCAACCUGCGAUCACUUCCGUAUCUAUGUGUUCCUUUUCCCUUUUCACGUGUCCUCGCCAUUUGAGGUUUUUCCUCCUAUAUAUUAUGUAAAAGUGUUGUAUCUGUGGAGUUGCACAGUGUAAUGCAUGCUAUGAACUUGUAAGUUUUUGUAUGGUUCUUCUUUUGAGACGACCGUCAGUUUGUCCAUUAUCACAGAUUUUUCUUUUUAAGAUGCCACGGACAGCCCAUUUUCAUUUGUAGCACGGCUGCGUUUUCAAAACGUAAUUUCGCAUUACAUGUGCCUUGUGUAACUCGCAG
Molecule: messenger RNA, 2773 nt
Organism: Oryza brachyantha (malo sina)
Lineage: Eukaryota; Viridiplantae; Streptophyta; Magnoliopsida; Poales; Poaceae
Product: centromere protein C
Exons: 16
Coding region: 140-2401 (753 amino acids)
Biological process (GO): spindle attachment to meiosis I kinetochore; attachment of mitotic spindle microtubules to kinetochore; kinetochore assembly
Cellular component (GO): kinetochore
Molecular function (GO): centromeric DNA binding
Source: RefSeq, a predicted model, not a curated record